UCGUCUUCCUUGGCCCCUCACUCUCCGCGUCUUGGGGAGCUUUGUCGCGUGACUUGGCCCAAUGCGCCGCCUUUCUCUCCCUAACACAUACUCUGGACAUAGUUUUAAGCUCGGCCAUUCAUCAACACUGAGCGCCGCCCUGCACAAACGGUUAUAGCGGUUUCAGCGAUUGAGCUUCGGCCAUGACGGACGACAAUACAGCGUCGUCCGCCGCCGGGAGACCCGCUACCGGGACAAGCUCCAGCUUCAGUGCCCCGCCUCCCGGUCAUGGACUCCGCCGUGCCAUGACCGUCUCGGUCGCUGAGGAUGCUGCCUCUCGACGUCAACAUAUGUCACCGCCUGGUUUCGACACGAUACCGCCACGCCGCAGUUCAAACUUUUCAGAGUAUAGUCUCAGCGAAGCUCGAGAUCUCCUGAAUCCCCAGCUUCGAGACCCCAGCAGCACUGAGUCUUCUCCUGGAGAAACAUCUUCUCUAGCGUCGUUGUCAUUGGCUUUUGCUCUUCUUCCAGCUAUAUCUGGUGUUCUAUUCAAGAACGGGAACGCUGUAGUAACGGAUGUUAUGUUAUUGGGCUUGGCUGGCGUUUUCCUUCACUGGUCUGUGACACAGCCAUGGGCAUGGUAUCAUUCAGCGCAGGAGGUACGGAUACAGCACGAGUCAACAACCGAUAGUGUUAUCGACGAUGAUAGCGACCUCGACUCGAGCACCCACAUGCCAGCGCCUCACUCGCCGCUUGAUCACGUACCGGAAUACCAAGAAGUUCAGACCGAACCGACUGAGGAAUUGCAGGAUACGAAACCAUCAAACCAGCAGCAGGAAGCUCUUGCGGAACUAUACUAUUACGAAAUAAUCGCCCUAGCCUCGUGUUUCAUUCUUCCACUCCUCGGCGCAUACCUCUUACACGCCAUCCGAUCACAGCUCAGUCGCCCCUCCGAGGGUCUCGUUUCCAACUAUAACUUAACAAUCUUCCUUCUCGUAGCCGAGCUUCGGGUUCUGUCCCACAUGAUAAAGCUGGUUCAGUCGAGGACGCUUCACUUACAACGGGUAGUACAAGGAGGACCAUCCAGAUUCCAGAAAAGUAGUGAGAAUUCGGGACAAUUGGAAUCCGUACUCGCGCGGCUGGAACGACUCGAGUCACGUUUCGCAGCAGAAGAAACCAUGUCUGUCCAAGAAACAAAGCAGGAGAUUAGCAAAGCAAAGCAGAAGGACAGCGUUGUGGCACGCGAUGUGCGUAACGCAAUUCAACCGGAAUUGGACGCGCUAAAUAGGGCUGUUCGUCGUUACGAGAAGAAGGCGACGCUUCUCCAAUUUCAGACAGAGUCGCGCUUCUCAGGGGUCGAUGCAAGACUGGAUGAUGCUAUCGCCCUUGCUGCGAGUGCUGCGAAGAAUAGUGCAUCACAUAAGAACAUGUUUAUGUGGACGGUGGAAUCACUCACCGUCAUUAUCCUUCUCCCGUUCAAAACGCUGCUAAGAAUCAUGCUUUUACCUCUGAGCACACUGUUAGCGCUCACGAGUAAGAGCAAAAAGAAGAGUCCUCCUUCAUCAAAGAUGUCGCGCAGCAGUAGGAACGGGAAGGCGUCUGUGCAACCGAGAUAUAACGGUGAUAGAGUUCCAUCCAGAGUUGCCAAGCGAUAAUGGAGCGUUGCGAUUACGCAUUGUGUAAUAGGCUUUAAUGAUAUUCUUU
Fusarium oxysporum Fo47 is the source of this 1683-nucleotide messenger RNA. RefSeq lists its product as uncharacterized. Lineage: Eukaryota; Fungi; Ascomycota; Sordariomycetes; Hypocreales; Nectriaceae. The transcript has 2 exons. The record is from RefSeq and is a predicted model, not a curated record. Bases 183 to 1634 code for a protein of 483 amino acids.